AUGCUGCCUUCUAUGCCCAUUCUGUUUACGAGAGAGAGUCAGGAUGCUUUUGGAAACAAAAUUGAACCGAGCACAAGCUUUUUCAAUCAAAAUAAUUUCCCUAAACCCAUUAUUCAGCCCGAGCCGCCGCCACCGAAGGUUGCGCAGGAGGUUACUAAAGCAGCACAGAAGGAACCUAAGGGCAAAUCAAAUACCAAGAAAAAAGUUGAACCGCCUAAACCUGACAGCAAUGCUAUAGAGUCAGCUCUGGUUAAAUCCUACUACACAAAAGUACAAACAAGAUUUUCCUCCAAUCCAUCGGUGCCUACCAAUAAGUUUGUACAGUUUCAAAAUAUAUUGAAGACAUUUGAUCCCGCUAAGGAAACACCAGUUGAUUUGUAUAAGAAAAUUGAGGAGAUAUUUGGUGAAGAGCAUAAGGAUAUUGUGGAAGAGUUUCUCCUGUUUCUGAAGCCAGGUCAAGCUGCUGAAGUUGGUCGGUUCAUGGACCAUUUCAUGUUAGUGCAAAUGACUGGUUUCAUAGAACUGUUGCAAACCACGUUAGCUAGAAAGCCGACUGUCCUGCGCAAGGUGCUGCGCGCGAUUACCAGUGAGAGUGGGAGUAGUGAGGAGAUGCGCGCGCGCGUCCUGCCACACUUGCGCUCACAUCCGCGUCUCGCGACCAUGUUCAAGUCGCUGUUCCCUGAUGAACGGCCACCGGAUAGUUUGUACGAGUCGGGAACGGAUCUCAUAGACGAGAGCUUCCUAACCAGCGACAAGGGGUACGACGUGUGGGAGUUCGACGAUGAAACCGACAGCAGGAGGAGGAAGCUUGAAGUCAAGGAGUCUUUGGAUACAGUGUACCUGCACGGGCGCGUGUUCCUGCAGCACGGCCGCCUGCUGCGCGGCGCCAGCGUGUCGUACCCGUACAGCAAGGAGCCCUACCGGGUGCACGCGCGCCGACUCGCGCCCACACAUACUCUACUCUCCCCACCAGACUCCGACGACGAACGAUCCUCCCCCAAACGGAACGCUAAAACGAACUGCAAAAUCCCACCUAAAAAGCCUAAAAAACAACUCAAAUCCCCCACGAAAAGUGUCAAAGACGUCAACGACAACACAAAACACAAAGACUGUACAGUUAACUUAUUGAGCCCUAAACCUACCAAAAAGUCUCAAAGUAAUAAUAAAAGUAAGGCGUGUAAGAAGGAGCCGGAGAACAAAAGUGAGAACUUGCAGAAGAGAGAGAGGAAAGACAGUAAGAGUCACACGUGCCAGAAGAAAGAUGAGGGUUCUAAGGCCAAGCAGGCAAAGUUGGAGACCGUAGUCACUAUAGAGCCUAAGAAAAUUGAGAAAAAUGAGAUGAGUAGUUGGACUCGAGAAGAAGAUAAAACGAUGUUACAAAUCCUAAAAGGAGAGGCUGUUUCGGAGCAAGUGUUCGGGCGCAUCAGAGAGUUGCUCCCACACCGCUCCGCCACGGAGAUCAAGGAGAGGUUCUGUCACGUGAUGACGCUGUUGCAACAGAUGGCUGUCGGUGAAGUUACCUAG
This is a messenger RNA of Spodoptera littoralis (African cotton leafworm), 1524 nucleotides long. The record is from the annotation of a GenBank genome assembly. Lineage: Eukaryota; Metazoa; Arthropoda; Insecta; Lepidoptera; Noctuidae.